Amaranthus tricolor (Joseph's coat) is the source of this 2703-nucleotide messenger RNA. Its product is annotated as AP2-like ethylene-responsive transcription factor ANT. Lineage: Eukaryota; Viridiplantae; Streptophyta; Magnoliopsida; Caryophyllales; Amaranthaceae. Gene Ontology annotation, molecular function: DNA binding; DNA-binding transcription factor activity. Gene Ontology annotation, biological process: regulation of DNA-templated transcription. The record is from RefSeq and is a predicted model, not a curated record. The transcript has 9 exons. Bases 382 to 2409 code for a protein of 675 amino acids.
AAUUGAAGAUAAAGAGGUGUCUUUCUCAUACACGGAUCCCUAAACGACGUUGUUUACAGCAGGAGCAAGAAGGUUGCCCCUCUUCUCCAACACAUAUUUGUUUGGUUCAAUUCCUCAUUCUUUUUGCUCAUUUCUAUCUUUACUUUAUAAGUCCUUUUCUUUUCUCUCCUUCCCUUCUCUCUCUCUUUUAGUAUUAUCCAUUGGUGAAUUGUGAAUAUAAUCCUUUUCUUUUGGUUCUUGUUUUUUGUGUUUUACUUCAUCUUCAAGACUUCAACUCACUACAAAUCAAACAAUUUCAUAAUUUGUUUAUUUCUACUCAAUGAUUAUUGAGUUCAUUUUAUUAGUUUAACUUAUUUUUUUUUAAAAAAAUUAAUUAUUACUAUGAAGUCAUUAAGUAAUGAUGAUGUUAAUAACAAUAACAACAACAACAAUGGUUGGUUAUUAGGUUUUUCUCUUUCACCUCAACACCAACAACAUGUUUCUUCAAGCACUACUACUAAUACUUCUUCAGUUCCCACUUCACUUAAUGGAACCUUAAACAGUUUCUUUCCUAAUUCUCAUAAUCACUUUCAUCAAAACAACACCAACAAUUUCUAUGCUAAUUACAACAAUGGUUGGUUAUCAGGAUCAUCUGUUGAUAAUGAAGUAGUCCAAACUGAGAAUAAUAAUGCUUUGUUAUACUCUCAUCCUUGCUCUCUCAUGCCUCUUAAAUCUGAUGGUUCUAUUUGUCUUCCACAAGAAAUGGUGCAAGCAAUUGGGAAUUGUUCUACUGGAACAAGCUCUACAACAACAAGUGCAACUCCAAAGUUAGAGGACUUCUUUGGAGGUCAUCAUCAUCAAACAAUUGGUGGAAAUGGGACCCAUCACUAUGAUCAUCAACAUCAACAUCAUCAUCAGCAACAGCAACAAUACCCAUUUUACCCUUCACUGUAUGGAACAAGUGAAGGAACACUGCAAGCUAAGGAACACCAAGCAGUAGAGGAUCAACUCCAAUCAACUAUAGGUGAGACUGAAAUUUCUGCAGGGUUAAGAAAUUGGGUACAUAGAAGCUACAUUGGGUGUAUAGGAGUAGAAACUGGGGGUGAACAAAUCAACGGUGGAGAUCAUGAUCAUCAACCAGGUGUAGCUGUGAGCACUACUGGUGGGCCCAUAAGUGCAAUAGGGUAUGCUGAUUUACAAUCUUUAAGCCUAUCAAUGAGCCCUGGGUCCCAGUCCAGCUGUGUGACUGCAUCACACCAGAUUACUCCCUCCUCUACUGCUGCCAUUGGAAUUGAGUCUUUGGUAAUGCAAGAAAGUAGCAGGAAAAGAGGAGGAGAAAGAAUUGAUCAAAACAACAAACAAAUUGUUCAUAGAAAAUCUUUGGAUACUUUUGGACAAAGAACUUCUCAAUAUAGAGGUGUCACUAGGCAUAGAUGGACAGGAAGAUAUGAAGCUCACUUGUGGGAUAACAGUUGCAAGAAGGAAGGACAAAGUAGAAAAGGGAGACAAGUUUAUCUAGGAGGAUAUGAUACAGAAGAGAAGGCAGCAAGAGCUUAUGAUAUGGCUGCACUCAAGUAUUGGGGACCCUCAUCUCAUAUCAAUUUUCCAUUGGAAAACUACCAACAACAGCUAGAAGAAAUGAAGAAUAUGACUAGACAAGAAUUUGUUGCUCAUCUUAGAAGGAAAAGCAGUGGUUUCUCUAGAGGUGCUUCAAUCUAUAGAGGGGUUACUAGGCACCAUCAACAUGGAAGAUGGCAAGCUCGAAUUGGCCGAGUUGCAGGGAACAAAGAUUUGUACCUGGGCACAUUUAGCACUCAAGAGGAAGCAGCUGAGGCAUAUGACAUUGCAGCAAUAAAAUUCAGAGGGGCUAAUGCAGUGACUAAUUUUGACAUAGUACGUUACGAUGUGGACCGUAUCAUGGCUAGUAACACCCUACUAGCUAGCGAGCUAGCCCGUCGAACCAAGAAUCUACCGGUCCCACCACCAUCACCACCACCGGUUAAUAACACCGAGGAGGAACGUGAAAAACCCGACUGGAAAAUAGUCCUCCACCACUCAACUCAGCAACCGCAACAGUCAAUGCACAACCAGCAGCAGUAUAUGGAUCAGGCCUCAAUGGGAAUGGGCUUGGCCCAACACCAUGAAGCAAUAUUGGGCUUGGCAGGAAAGCAUAAUGAUAUGGGUGGGGCCCAUUUCUCUAAUACAUCAUCAUUAGUCACUAGCCUGAGUAGUUCAAGAGAGGAUAGCCCUGAAAAGAAUACCAAUAGCAGCUUGUCUUUAGCCUUUACAAUGCCUCCUUCAGCAACCAAAAUGUUUACAAAUCCUGCAGCAAAUAUCAGCCCUUGGAUUAAUCAACCAGUGGAGAUUAGGAACCCUUCGAUAUCACUCCCUCAAAUGCCUGUUUUUGCUGCUUGGGCUGACUUACAUUGAAAUAUAUGGUACUUAUAUUUAUCGACCCGUGUCACCUGAUUUGCUAAUCUUAAUCUUAAACAAGCAAAUUAGGCGACAAUUUUUUUUUAUUUUGUUGGGUGUUAGAUUUGGGAUUCAUAGUAUAAUUAGUAAGGAAUUAAUUGAGGUGUUUAAGUGGGUUAAAUUUAAUUUUAAUUUCAAUGUAUUUUUUUAGUUGAUUAUAUUGUGGAUGUAAGCUUAAUCAUAUCUACUACUAGAUCUUUUGAUCAAAUCUUAAAGUAAGAAUGAAGAAAAAAAAAAGCUAUUUUAGCCUUU